Mercenaria mercenaria is the source of this 5661-nucleotide messenger RNA. RefSeq names its product serine/threonine-protein phosphatase PGAM5, mitochondrial-like. Gene Ontology annotation, cellular component: mitochondrion. NCBI's taxonomy places the organism in Eukaryota, Metazoa, Mollusca, Bivalvia, Venerida, Veneridae. The transcript is spliced from 6 exons. The record is from RefSeq and is a predicted model, not a curated record. Gene Ontology annotation, biological process: positive regulation of mitochondrial fission. The coding region runs from base 30 to 884 and encodes 284 amino acids.
UAUUUCGAUGUCAUGUAAUACUCAGAAUCAUGAAACGAAUUUUGCAGAAGAUUUAUCAUUGUUCAAAAGUUUACGGGUUUACAGCAGCCGGUGUAGUUGCAAUUGUUGGCAUCAUUGUCUAUGAGAGAAGCAGAAAUAAUCCAGUAUUUUCAUCAUGGACAACAAGUCACAACCCCAGUGUAAAAUGGGAUUACAACUGGGAUAGACGAGAGCCUGAGAGUACAAUUAAGCCUCCUAAAGUUUCUGCCACAGAUGAUGAGAAACUGCAGUACAAAGAGAAGCUUGCUAAGGUUCCAACAGCAACCAGACAUAUCAUUCUGAUCCGACAUGGACAGUAUUUUGACAACGAAAAUUUAGAUAUCAAUAGGAAGCUGACUGAUCUUGGCAGAGAGCAGGCUUAUCUAACUGGUGCUAGAUUGGUUGACAUGAAUUAUCCAUGGUCUAAAUUGAUCUCAUCAACAAUGACACGUGCCAAGGAAACUGCUGAUAUCAUCCAUAAACAACUUCCUGAUCUCCCCAGAGAAGAGUGUGACUUGUUAAGAGAAGGUGCCCCAAUACCUCCAGAACCGCCCUCAGGAAAUUGGCGACCGGAAAAACAGCAGUUUUAUAAAGAUGGUGCUCGUAUUGAGGCAGCGUUCCGGAAAUACUUCCAUCGAGCCGAGCCAGACCAAACUAAUGACAGCUAUGAAAUUGUAGUGUGUCAUGCUAACGUCAUUAGAUAUUUUGUAUGCAGAGCUUUACAGUUCCCUCCCGAAGGUUGGCUUAGAAUCAGCCUCAAUCAUGCCAGUAUAACAUGGUUAUAUAUACGACCCAACGGUAGAGUGGGACUGCGUACACUUGGAGAGGCGGGCUUUAUGCCGGUGGAUAAAGUUUCAGUGUUAUGAUGAAAGUAUACCUCUAGUGUUACAUUUAGAUGCAGUAUAAAAGACGAGUGUGGAUGGAGAAAAUCAAAACUUACUUAUAUAGGAACUGUACAGCGAAAAAUGGCCAAGCCGUCCAUUUUGUUCUGUACAAAGUUUUCAGACUGUUUAAAAUCUGUGCAAUGUUCAGUCUCACUCUGACUGACUGUGACGUAGCUGAUCAUGUCCUUAAAUGCUAUUGUGUAAAUAUGACUGGUUCCUUCAGUUGAAUUAUGCCAGUUUAACAAAAAAUUAUUUUUACCACUGUCUAAUUAUUUUGAACUAUUUACAGCACACAUUGAUAAGACUACAGAGAGCUUUAAAUCAUGUGUUAAACCUCGCCUUAAUUGUAUGCACACAGUAAUUGAACUAAACCUUUUUAUACGCCCGUUUGAAAAACGGGACGUAUUAUGGGAACGCCCCUGGCGGGCGGGCGGACGGGCGGGUUGGCGGGCGGGCGGGCGGGCGGGCGGCGUCCACAGACCUUGUCCGGAGCAUAUCUUCUACAUGCACGAAGGGAUUUUGAUGAAACUUGGCACAGUUGUUCACCAUCAUGAGACGGAGUGUCAUGCGCAAGAACCAGGUCCCUAGGUCUAAGGUCAAGGUCACACUUGGAGGUCAAAGGUCAAAUUCAAGAAUGACUUUGUCCGGAGCAUAUCUUCUUCAUGCAUAGAGGGAUUUUGAUGAAAGUUGGCACAAUUGUUCAUCAUCAUGAGAAGGAGUGUCAUGCGCAAGAACCAGGUCCCUAGGUCUAAGGUCAAGGUCACACUUAGAGGUCAAAGGAUACAAGAAUGAAAACUUUGUCCGGAGCAUUUCUUCUUCAUGCAUAGAGGGAUUUUGAUAUAACUUGGCACAAAUGUUCACCACCAUGAGGCGGAGUGUCAUGCGCAAGAACCAGGUCUCUAGGUCUAAGGUCAAGGUCACACUUAGAGGUCAAAGGAUACAAGAAUGAAAACCUUGUCCGGAGCAUUUCUUCUUCAUGCAUAGAGGGAUUUUGAUAUAACUUGGCACAAAUGUUCACCACCACAAGACGUAGUGUCAUGCGCAAGAACCAGGUCCCUAGGUCUAAGGUCAAGGUCACACUUAGAGGCCAAAGGUCAGAUACAAGAAUGACUUUGUCCGAAGCAUUUCUUCUUCAUGCAUGGAGGGAUUUUGAUGUAACUUGACACAAUUAUACACCAUCAUGAGACGAAGUGUCAUGCACAGUUCCCUUCUUUAGAAUUACUUCCCUUUGUUGUUACUAUAAAUAGCUUAUAUUGUAACUUUUUCAUUACUAGUCGUAGGGAAAAAUCGAGACCACUUUUCUGUAGUACAACAUGCAUGCUACAUCCAAUUUUGAGGUGUAUUUUGACCAGUCUCUACCUGGUAAAGAUUUUUGUGUGGACUUACAAUUUUUUUUGAUUUUUUUUUUUUUUUUUUUAAGAUUAACUUCCCUUAGUUGUUACUAUAAAUAACUUAUAUUGUAACUUUUUUAUAAUUGACCGUAGGGAAAAACCAAGACCACUUUUCUGUGGUACAACAUAGAUGUUACUUUCCAAUUUUAGGUGUAUUUUAAGGUAUCUCUACCUGGUAAGGAGUUUUUUUGUGGACUUAGAAAAACAAAACACUUAGUUAUUACUAAACAACCACAAAAUUAAAAUUCCAUUUGCAAAUACAGGUGCUAGAGUAAAGAAAUUUGCUGUGACGGGUGUAUAUUGUGACAUUCUUGCACUCUUGUUUCAGUUAAGAUACUAAGAUCAGUCAAAAUGAUAGAUAAUAUUACAUGUAGUAAAAAUUAUUGUGUGCAUGAAUGGAUUUAGAGAUUGCAAAUUAUCAAAUGUACAUAAAUCAUACAAAAGUGAGUAUAAUAAAUCAUUUCAGCCAAGAAUUAAUUAAUUAAUUAAUCAAUUAGAGGUUUUCGAUAUGACACGAGAUGUCAGAACAAUUCGGUUUCUAUUACUUUGGUGUUCCUUUGAAAUAUUUGUGCAGCUUGAAAGAUGUGAACACUUUCCUACACCACAAAGGUUUGUCUACAGAAAGAUAUGACUGGAUUGAUUUACAUGUAGCACACCUGCUGGUUAUUGAAAUGUUGACUUUACAAAAUACUAGAGACAUUGUGAUUUAUUACUUCGUAAUGCAGGAGUUAAGACAUAGCAGCAGAAGUUUUGAAAGAAUAUAGUUUUUGCUAAUAUCUGGAUAUAUUUCAUUGUUAUGCACUGAAAGGCCCAAAAUAGCAUUGAUAUAAUAUACUUGUCCAAAGAAGUUUGUCUAUAUAAGAACAAUGUCGCUGUAAGUUUUGUAAUCUUUUCAGCAUAUUGGGUAAAAGUAGGUGCAACUUUAAGAUAUUUUAUUGUGUAAUUUCUUGAAGCAACAUAAUUUAAAACUUGGGAAUUUUAUCUGAAUUUUAUGUGAAUAUUAAUAAAACAUUUGUGAAACUGUAAUUGCAGUACAAAAACUUACACUUACAUGUAGCUUUAUUACUAUGAAGCACUUGGAAAUCACUGGUUCUUUUUUUUAGCUCAUCUGAUUUUUUUGAAAAAAAAUGAUGAGUUAUUGUCAUCACUUGAGCGGUUGUCGGCGUCGGCGUUGCCUGGUUAAGUUUUAUGUUUAGGUCAGCUUUUCUCCUAAACUAUCAAAGCUAUUGCUUUGAAACUUGGAAUAUUUGUUCACCAUCAUAAGCUGACCCUGUAUAGCAAGAAACAUAACUCCAUCUUGCUUUUUGCAAGAUUUAUGGCCCCUUUUGUACUUAGAAAAUAUCAGAUUUCUUGGUUAAGUUUUAUGUUUAGGUCAGCUUUUCUUCUAAACUAUCAAAGCUAUUGCUUUGAAACUUAGAAUACUUGUUCACCAUCAUAAGCAGACCCUGUACAUGAAGAAACGUAACUCCAUCUUGCUUUUUGCAAGAAUUAUUGCCCCUUUUGGACUUAGAAAAUCAGUUUUCUUGGUUAAGUUUUAUGUUUAGGUCAGCUUUUAUCCUAAACUAUCAAAGCUAUUGCUUUAGAACUUGCAACACUUGUUCACCAUCAUAAGCUGACCCUGUACAGCAAGAAACAUAACUCCAUCCUGCUUUUUGCAAGAUUUAUGGCCCCUUUUGGACUUAGAAAAUAUCAGAUUUCUUGGUUAAGUUUUAUGUUUAGGUCAACUUUUUCUCUUAAACUAUCAAAGCUAUUGCUUUGAAACUUGCAACACUUGUUCACCAUCAUAAGCUGACCCUGUACAGCAAGCAACAUAACUCCAUCCUGCUUUUUGCAAUAAUUAUUGCCCCUUUUGGACUUAGAAAAUCAUUUUCUUGGUUGAGUAUUAUGUUUAAGUCAACUUUUCUCAUAAACUAUCAAAGCUAUUGCUUUAAAACUUGCAACAGUUUUUCACCAUCAUAAGUGGACACUGUACAUCAAGAAACAUAACUCUAUCCUGCUUUUUGCAAGAAUGAUGGCCCUUUUUAGACUUAGAAAAUCAUGGGUAGGACAAUAUUUCUAUUAUACAAAAAACAUCAGAUGAGCGUCAGCACCCGCAAGGCGGUGCUCUUGUUUUAUUGUGCAACUGUGACAUGAAAUGAACAAAGCAAAACAAUGUUCUCUUUACAUUCAAAGUUUUUUAUAAUCGUGUAUUUCUGUUAUGUGUAAAGAACUAUUUUUAUCAUAAAUGCACUCAAUUAUAUUUGUUUGGCACAUGUUCACCACCACCUUUUGGGUUUCAACAUAACUAGAUAGGAAUUUUAGUUUUACUCUGUACUGUAUAUAGGCAUUUUCUAUAUAAUAAAAUCUCAACCUACCUAUUUUUUUAACUGCAUAAUAUCAGGUAGUAAGCCAUUAUUAAGUCCUCGAUUGUUUCAUUUUCACUACACUUUUCAAACACAAACUUUUACAUUGUGUUAUCAUAACAUGCAAUAUUUGAUAGCUUUAUUUUUAUUUUCCCUAUUGAAAAGAAACAUUGUUUUACUCUGGGUUUCUGAGUCUGUCAGUUAAUCAUUUUGUUUCCCAUCAAAAGCUGGAGAAUGUUUUGGUUUACAGCUGUCAAAACUUUAUAGCCUGCCUGUGGUCAGUAAGUGACCUCUGUUGUUUCUUGGGUCAGUUUGUCAGAGGUCAUGGUCAGUGAAUUAAGACUAAAACAUGUUUCUGAUGAAAACCUGUACAUCACUGGGCUCUGCGGCUGUCAAAAGGUGAAUUACCUUGAUCCAUAUUGUUUUAGGGUUCUUUACAUCAGAGGUCAAGGCUCCAGUGACCUCAUAACUGAAACGUUGUAAGAUCAGUAACUGGAAAAUUCUUUGGCCCUAUAUGGCUGCUAAACUUAAUAGGACAAUUGCCUGUCCCUAUUGUUUGAGGUCAGUAUUGACGUCAUGAGUAAAAACAGUUUCUAUCAUUAGCUGGAGUCUUGGCUGCCAAAUGUGAUGGGAUGAUUGCCCCCGAGGGUCAAGGUCAAAGUGAAUGAAAGACUGACAAGAAAUUACAGUCAUCAAACUAAAUUGGACAAAUGCUUGUGGUCAUUAAAUGGCCCCAAAUAUGUGGGGGUCAGUGUGUUAAAGGUUGUGGUCACAGUGACCUGGAGGCUGAAAAAUAUUUGUACACUCUGGCCUAUUGCUGUCAAAGUUUCAUAGUGCCCAAUUAAUUCUGGGAUUAACUGUCAAGAUAACAGCAGAACUCAUCAGAAACAAUCAUUCUUAUAUCUGACAAGCCAUCAUAAAGACAUGUUUAACAAAUUGUUUUUGUCAUUUGUGUCAAUUUUCACUCUGUAAUAAAUAGCCAUUAUCAUUUUGUAAGCUUUUGUUGAAUUAAAAGUUUACAUAUUU